AUGACCUCCGAGGCUCUCGCGCAGCUCGCUGGAGCUCUUCGCAGGCUUGGCGCGUACGACAUCGACUUGCAAGGUCUCCUGCCAGCCUGGGAGCUCCACCGCCUUCGUUUGAAGGAAGUGCCUCCAUGGUUGGCCUCCCAAGCUUGGGUGCGGCUCCUCUGCGUCGGGGAGGCUCUGCCUCGUGCCGAACCGACCUUGGGAGUUGAGGUCGAUGCUCUGAUUGACGUCGGUUUGCUCGAGGAAGUCUUGCCUGGUCAUGUGGUCUCUGGCUUGCAGCUCUACCCCUUCAGAGGCCUGGCCAUUCUCACUGACUGGCCGAGCGUGACACUGGGACCUCCCGGGAACGAGCCGGUGAUGGCAAUUGGUACGGACUCACUGGAGCUGUGCCUGGCCCUGGCUCCGCCCGAGCCCCCUGGCUUCCCCGAGGCGCACCUCGCAGGCCUCCGGGUGCUUGAUCUUUGCACUGGCAGCGGCAUUGCUGCACUACACGCCUUGCGGUGUGGUGCGCAGGAGGUGGUCGCCGUGGAUAUCAGCCCGCGGGCAGCAGAGAUCGCAAAGGUGAACGGCUUCAUCAAUGGCCUGGAUUCCAAGCUGACCAUACAUCAAGGAGACCUCUUCGAAGGCAUCGGCGAGGUGCAUGGGGUCUUCGACUUGAUGGUAGCGAACCCGCCCUUUGUUGCGGUGCCUGCCUCGGCAAGCGCUUCGCUCUACGUGGAUGGAGGCAGCGAUGGCCUGGCCGUGACCCGGCGCCUUGUCGCCGGUGCCUGCGAGCGCCUGGAAAAAGCGAGUAGGGGAACGCUGGUUAUGAUCGGAGAGUUUCCGAACUUGGCCGCUGAGGAGCCUCGAUGCCUUUCCUUCUUGGCUUCCAAAUCGGCCUGGCUGGCGGCACGCGGCCUUCUUUGCAGAGGAGCAUCGCCAAAGUGCUGCAGCCUAUGCAGCCGAGCGUGCCAGGCCACCUGCAGCAGAGCCUGA
Molecule: messenger RNA, 972 nt
Organism: Symbiodinium natans
Lineage: Eukaryota; Dinophyceae; Suessiales; Symbiodiniaceae
Source: the annotation of a GenBank genome assembly